Myripristis murdjan (pinecone soldierfish) is the source of this 770-nucleotide messenger RNA. It is a transcript of the gene tbca, whose product is annotated as tubulin cofactor a. Gene Ontology annotation, molecular function: beta-tubulin binding. Bases 145 to 471 code for a protein of 108 amino acids. The record is from RefSeq and is a predicted model, not a curated record. The transcript is spliced from 4 exons. Gene Ontology annotation, cellular component: cytosol; microtubule cytoskeleton. Gene Ontology annotation, biological process: post-chaperonin tubulin folding pathway; tubulin complex assembly. NCBI's taxonomy places the organism in Eukaryota, Metazoa, Chordata, Actinopteri, Holocentriformes, Holocentridae.
UUCAAAGUGAUCGAUUCAUCCGGACUGGGGCUCGCGCGCUGCUGGGUAACUCACGGUCCCGGACUGAAUGCGCUCACGAUACGCCGUUACUGAGCAACAACUCGUUAGUGUGACAUUUGUGAAAUCCGACUAAACCGAACAACCAUGGCGGAUCCAAGAAUACGACAGAUUACGAUUAAAACCGGUGUCGUUAGGAGGCUGGCCAAAGAGGAGAUUGCGUACAUAACAGAGGCAAAACAGCAGGAGGAGAAGGUCGAGCGCCUGAAAGCAGAGGCGGGAGACGAGUAUGUUAUCAAGAAACAGAUGGAGGUGCUGCAGGAGUCCAGAAUGAUGAUCCGAGACUGCCACCUCCGUCUGGCCAGAGCACAUGCAGACCUGCUUCAGAUACUAGAAACAGAAGAGGAUUUGGCUGAAUCAGAGCAGUACAAAGAGGCUAGAAACAUAUUGGACUCAGUGAAGCUUGAAGGAUGAUGUUCUCACUGUGAGAUUCGCUACUUAAAUGUCCAUUCCUUUUGUCAGGCCUUGUUUGGAACCACGGAAGCAAACAGAGUCUUUUCAAGCUUCUUGCUUUAUAAGUAGUAAUUAUUUCUACAUGUUAACGUGCCACUGAAUUUUAACAUGCUUCUCCUGUGUGUACAAUCUCACAAGCAUCUAAGUAAACAUUCUCUAUUUCUUACAGAACAUGAGUAGUGGGUUUUUGUUGUUAGUUAUUUUGUCAUACAGUUCACAUUUACGAUUUCAUUUCAUAGAUGUGAUUAAAUAUACACUCA